This is a messenger RNA of Daldinia loculata, 2492 nucleotides long. Its product is annotated as Rec8 like protein-domain-containing protein. Gene Ontology annotation, biological process: replication-born double-strand break repair via sister chromatid exchange; synaptonemal complex assembly; mitotic sister chromatid cohesion. Gene Ontology annotation, molecular function: protein binding; chromatin binding. NCBI's taxonomy places the organism in Eukaryota, Fungi, Ascomycota, Sordariomycetes, Xylariales, Hypoxylaceae. The transcript is spliced from 2 exons. The record is from RefSeq and is a predicted model, not a curated record. Gene Ontology annotation, cellular component: synaptonemal complex; cohesin complex. Bases 137 to 2071 code for a protein of 644 amino acids.
ACCCGACCCUAACGCGUUGUCGCACCUGCAAAGCCCUUAUCAUUUCUUUAAUGUCAUAAUUAUUACUCGGUUGCCUUGCAUUUCCCUAUCAUCCUAACCCUCUGCUCCUCCAAGCCACUCCGUCAUCGCUGUCGCGAUGUUCUAUUCCGAGACUUUGCUUCAGAAGACAGGGCCUCUGGCCCGAGUCUGGCUGUCAGCAAACUUGGAGCGCAAACUCUCCAAAACUCACAUUCUGCAAUCCAAUCUGCCUGACAGUGUCGAUGCCAUCAUCACUCCUAACCAAGCGCCGAUGGCGCUCCGCUUAAGUGGUCAGCUCUUACUUGGUGUUGUCCGAAUCUACAGUCGGAAGGCCCGCUAUCUUCUGGAUGAUUGCAACGAAGCUCUGCUCAAGAUUAAAAUGGCUUUUCGUUCUACUGGAAACAAUGAUAUACCGGAGAAUUUGAAUAUGCCAAAUCGGGAGGCAUUGAUGCUUCCUGAUCGUAUUACCCCUGCCGACAACUUAAACAUUUUACCACCACCAGAUGCCAAUUGGUUGCUCGGCCAGAUGGAAGAUGUGAACGCCCCCCAGAGUAGCGCGGGCUCUCGAGGCCGUGGCCGACCGAGCAAUCGCGAUAUCAACUUGCAAGAGGAUUUCAACAAUAGUCAGUUUUUACACGAAGAUCAUAUGGAUGAGGACGAGGUAGCACUUGCUCCUAUGGACGACUUGGAGUUAGACCUGGAUUUUGGAAUGGAUAUCGACGAGCGACCCCGAGGGGACAAGAGUAUCGAGAUGGGUCGAGACGCACCUGCACCUCGAGCGGUUGAAGAUGAUAUCUUUAGCGAGCUAGAUGUUGCGCCACUGGCAAAGGGCGCGGGCCGUGAGCCAUCGCUGACUCUCGACUUUGGAGACGAUAAUGUUAGGAUCGCGGACGGGGAUGGUGAUAUUCCGAUGGACGAUGAUUUCCAGUUUAAUAUUGGAGAUCAGUCAGUAGCGCCUGAGAUGGGUGGUGCUCUUGGCCUCGAUCGAGCUCGCAUUUCGGAGUCUCCUCUUUCUGAUAUCGACGAGAACGUAGCCCGGGAUGUAGAGGAGUGGACGCGUCUGAACAACACCAGCAUCUACGAACCGGGCCAAGAACCCGAGGAGCCUGAACCCCAUCCUCAGAAGAGGUCAAAGAAGCGCAAGAUAUUUGGGCUGGACCCAUCUACUCAGCUUACUAGCGCGCACAUCAAAGAACAGCAACAGAGCCACGAAAAUAUUCUGAAGGCACCCACCUUUAUCUCGCGAGAUCCUUAUUUCCUAGCCCUAAUUGAGCUUAAGAACAGCGGCAGUUUUGUGUCUAGCAUCAUGGGCGACGCCCGUAGCAAAGCCUGGGCUCCGGAAUUGAGGGGACUGCUAUCACUUGAUUCUAUCAGACCAAUCAAUGACCUAAAGCGAAAGAGAGAUAGCGGUGUUGCUGAUGUUGGCGAAGAAGAGGACCAAGGAGCAUCUAAAUCGCCUCGCUUGGACAUAGGUGACGACGACGACGGACUAGUUGUCGCCGGCGCAGGCCUGGGUGAUCGCAGCGUUGCCCCCGAUGGCACUAUCCUUGAGAUUCCCGCAGACGACACUAUCGUACACCAAGACGACGAUGACGAUCAUCAGCCACGUGAAGGAAGCCCAAUGCCGGCGUUUGACGAGACCACAGCCCCUAUAGUACACCCCGCUGAUAGUGGCCCAGUCUCCAUGGGUACGAAACAUGCGGUCCACGUACUUCGAGAUCUGUUCGGCGAAGAGGCAGCUACCAAUGAAGAGAAGAGGAAGAAGUCGGUAGUAUUCCAGGACCUUCUCCCCGAAGGGAGAACCUCCAAGGCGGACGCUACGAAGAUGUUCUUUGAAUGCUUAGUGUUAGCAACCAAGGAUGCCAUCAAAGUCGAGCAGAAAGAAGGUACGCUCGGCGGUCCUAUUCGGGUCAGAGGAAAGCGUGGUCUAUGGGGAGCCUGGGCCGAGACAGAAGCUGGCGGAGAAAUUGCGAACCAAGAACAAGCACCGCAAGCCGACCAACCCGAGCCUGCUAUCGCCACGCCUUCUCGAGCUGUAGCGGCGGCAGCAUGAUUGCUUAUUGCUUAUUACCGGGUAAUUGGUGAUCGUGGUGAUAAAGAUGAAGUAAUGGUUCAUGUAUAUACUUCGCUGCACUUGUUGGGAUAUUCCCGAGCGGUUCUAACAAACAUAGUCUAACGGUGUCACGGCGCAUGGGAGAUACGGGGCUAGGAAGAUACCAACAGCCGCGGGCGUAUUGGUCGUCAAAAUCAUGAUGGGAGUUUCAUUCGGGUCGGGCUGGGUUGGUUGCAUUCUGAUUAUGAUUUAGCCUUAGAUAGCUCCCGGGCGACAGAGUCUGAUAUUACUGAGUUAAUACAUCGCAAAAGCGUUGUUUUCAAACGAGUUCAAGUUCGUAUGUAGUAUAGGUAGUUAUGCGGAUAUCAGUAACUACGUUUUGAAUAUUAUAUGGUAAAUAAUUAGUGAUGUAAAUAGCUUA